Molecule: messenger RNA, 741 nt
Organism: Trichomonas vaginalis G3
Lineage: Eukaryota; Parabasalia; Trichomonadida; Trichomonadidae
Product: protein of unknown function (DUF3447)
Exons: 1
Coding region: 1-741 (246 amino acids)
Source: RefSeq, a predicted model, not a curated record
AUGUCUGACCAUGACGUUCAUCAAAAAGAAUACAACAAAUUACGAAGUACUUACAAAUACUAUAUCAAUUCAUAUCUUGCAUUGUAUCAGCUAAAAACGGAAAACGAAGAAGAAUUAAAGUCAAUUUACAAAAUGAUCAAAACAGAACUGAUCGAUUCAAAGAAAUAUCCUCCCCAAAUAAUUAUGCGAGACAUUUUAGAUAUCAUUCUGUAUAAUAAUCGCUAUACAAAGUCAUAUUUAUUUCUUGCCAAACUCAUAUCUGAUGAUUACCAUGUUACAGAGGUCAACAGAGUUUCAACUAUUCCAAACUUCUUGUUUUAUAAAGAAUAUGGAAUUAAAUUAGACAAAUCUGCCGAUUUUGAAAAAAUUAACUCAGAAAAUCUUGAAGUUCUUACAGGAGAUACAAUUUACAGAACAAUUGUGUAUAAUGACCUUGAAAGAUUCAUAUACUUCACUGAAAGAGAUGAAUUUGAUGAAAAUCAAAAACUUGAAAGCAGUUUAUAUCCAUAUUCUAAAGAAGGAUAUACAUUACUUGAAUUAUGUUGUUACCAUGGAGCAGUUGAUUGUUUCAAGUUAUUAAGGACGAAAUUCAGCUCAGAAAUAACUCGAAAAUGUUUACAAUUUUCAUUUUUGGGAGGAAUUCAAGAGAUUAUGAGUGAAUGUUUGAAAUAUCAAACCCAGAAGAAGAAUGCAUGGAAUAUGCAAUUAUUUCACACAACAUUGAUUUUGUUACAUUCUUGA